UCACCAUCAAGUUAUUGCUGUUAAGCAAUAAGGAAGGAGAUAUACACACUUUUAUCUCUUUCCACUUGAACCAUAAAUAAAUAAAUAAAACAUGGCUUCUGGCAUUUCCUUAGAAGAUAUAAGAAAUGAAACAGCCGAUCUUGAGAAGAUCCCCAUUGAGGAAGUGUUCGCAGCGUUGAAAUGUACGAGGGAGGGAUUGACCUCAGCCGAAGGAGAAACGCGCCUCCAUAUUUUCGGGCCUAAUAAGCUGGAGGAGAAGAAGGAUAGCAAGUUCCUCAAAUUCUUGGGCUUCAUGUGGAAUCCUCUUUCUUGGGUGAUGGAGCUUGCUGCUAUCAUGGCUAUUGCUUUGGCAAACGGCGGCGGGAAGCCUCCGGACUGGCAGGACUUUGUUGGGAUUAUGGUGCUUCUCAUCAUCAACUCCACCAUCAGUUUCAUCGAGGAGAACAAUGCCGGAAAUGCUGCUGCCGCUCUCAUGGCUGGCCUUGCCCCGAAAUGCAAGGUUUUGAGAGACGGAAAGUGGUGUGAGCAUGAUGCAUCUAUCCUUGUUCCGGGGGACUUGAUCAGUGUCAAGCUUGGUGAUAUUAUUCCCGCUGAUGCUCGCCUAUUGGAGGGAGAUCCUUUGAAAAUCGAUCAGUCUGCCCUCACCGGUGAGUCCCUCCCUGUGACCAGGCACCCCGGGGAUGAGGUCUUCUCCGGGUCCACCUGCAAGCAAGGCGAGAUCGAGGCGGUUGUCAUUGCAACUGGAGUGCACACCUUCUUUGGAAAGGCUGCCCAUCUUGUUGAUAACACCAACAAUGUGGGACACUUCCAGAAGGUGUUGACGGCUAUUGGCAACUUCUGCAUCUGCUCUAUCGGUGUGGGAAUGAUCAUUGAGAUUAUCGUGAUGUUCCCCAUCCAACAGAGGAAGUACAGAGACGGGAUCGACAACCUGCUCGUGCUGCUUAUUGGAGGGAUUCCGAUAGCCAUGCCCACGGUGCUGUCCGUGACCAUGGCUAUCGGGUCCCACAGGCUCUCGGAGCAAGGGGCCAUCACCAAGAGGAUGACGGCCAUUGAGGAAAUGGCCGGCAUGGAUGUUCUCUGCAGUGACAAGACGGGAACACUAACGCUCAACAAGCUCACCGUUGACAAGGCUCUGAUUGAGGUGUUCCCCAAGAAGAUGAGUCCGGAUACUCUCAUGUUGCACGCGGCUCGAGCUUCUAGGGUCGAGAACCAGGACGCCAUCGAUGCUUCGAUUGUCAACACGCUCGCUGAUCCUAAGGAGGCGAGAGCCGGGAUCACUGAAGUGCAUUUCUUGCCAUUCAAUCCUGUCCAAAAGCGCACUGCAAUCACCUAUUAUGACUCUAAUGGAGAUUGGCACAGAUCUAGCAAGGGUGCUCCUGAGCAAAUUAUUGAGCUCUGUGGCCUCAAAGGGGAAACCUUGAAGAAGGCACAAGAGAUCAUCGACAACUUUGCCAACCGCGGCCUUCGUGCUCUUGGCGUUGCACGACAGACGAUCUCGGAGAAAUCGAAGGAAAGCAGCGGUGAGCCAUGGGAAUUUGUGGGACUGCUGCCUCUGUUCGAUCCUCCGAGACAUGACAGCGCAGAGACCAUCAGGAGAGCGCUGGAGCUGGGCGUCAACGUCAAGAUGAUCACGGGCGAUCAGCUUGCCAUCGGUAAGGAGACCGGGCGAAGGCUAGGCAUGGGCACCAACAUGUACCCAUCUUCAUCCCUUCUUGGACAGAGUAAAGAUGAGUCCAUUGCUUCCAUUCCCAUUGAGGAACUCAUCGAGAAAGCCGAUGGCUUCGCUGGAGUUUUCCCAGAACACAAAUACGAGAUCGUGAAGAAACUACAAGAGAGAAAGCACAUAUGCGGCAUGACAGGAGACGGCGUGAACGAUGCCCCAGCCCUGAAGAAGGCAGACAUCGGCAUUGCGGUCGCUGACGCAACAGACGCGGCGAGGAGUGCGUCGGACAUCGUGCUGACGGAGCCGGGGCUGAGCGUGAUCGUGAGCGCAGUCCUGACGAGCCGCGCCAUCUUCCAGAGGAUGAAGAACUACACCAUCUACGCGGUUUCGAUCACCAUCCGUAUCGUUCUAGGAUUCAUGCUGAUUGCCCUGAUCUGGAAGUUCGACUUCUCGCCCUUCAUGGUUCUCAUCAUCGCCAUCCUCAACGACGGAACCAUCAUGACCAUCGCCAAGGACAAAGUCAAGCCAUCUCCCAUGCCCGACUCGUGGAAGCUUAAUGAGAUUUUCGCGACCGGCAUUGUUCUUGGGACUUACAUGGCUGUCAUGACCGCCGUCUUCUUCUACCUCGCAGCCGAUACUGAUUAUCUCUCUGUAAUUAAACUCAUGAACUCAACUCAAAAAAAAAAAACUACAAUGAUUCAUUCAUUCAUUCAUGCAUCUCUUUUUAUUGGUUUAAGGCAAUUUUCAAAGACUUCAUGCAUCUCUUUUUAUUGGUUUAAGGCAAUUUUCAAAGUGAAGUCUUUGAGGGAAAGUCCGGAGGAGCUUACAGCUGCUCUUUAUCUUCAAGUGAGCAUCAUCAGUCAAGCACUCAUCUUCGUGACGAGGUCACGAAGCUGGUCUUUUGUCGAACGCCCCGGUCUCUUGCUCGUUUUUGCUUUCUUCGCAGCACAGUUGGUGGCAACGGUGAUUGCUGUUUAUGCCAACUGGGAAUUUGCAAGAAUCAAAGGCAUUGGAUGGGGGUGGGCUGGAGUGAUCUGGAUCUACAGCAUUGUCACUUACUUCCCACUCGACAUCCUCAAAUUCUGCAUUCGCCUUGCCUUGACCGGUAAAGCUUGGGAUUCCAUGAUUCAGAAUAAGACCGCUUUCACUACCAAAAAGGACUAUGGCAAGGGAGAGAGGGAGGCGCAAUGGGCCGUGGCUCAACGUACCCUCCGUGGCUUGUCCACUGCAUCAGAGAGCGACAAGGAUCACAUCGAAUUAUCUGCAAUUGCAGAUCAGGCAAGGAGGAGAGCUGAAGUUGCAAGGCUGAGGGAAAUCCACACUCUCAAGGGACAUGUUGAAUCAAUGGUGAAGCUCAAGGGACUGGACAUCGAAACUAUCCAGCAACACUACACUGUGUGAAGAGUCAGCUUUAUGGAUUGAUUCAGAUCGAAGAAGUGCCGGAUACCAGAUAUAGAUGUUCAUCGGUUUCUUUCGUUUCAUGUCAUGAUAAAGAAUUGGAAGGAAGUCAUUUAUAAAACAUUCUUCACUGCUUCUCUCUUCUUUA
Salvia splendens (bonfire salvia) is the source of this 3209-nucleotide messenger RNA. RefSeq names its product ATPase 8, plasma membrane-type. Gene Ontology annotation, biological process: proton export across plasma membrane. Bases 92 to 3064 code for a protein of 990 amino acids. NCBI's taxonomy places the organism in Eukaryota, Viridiplantae, Streptophyta, Magnoliopsida, Lamiales, Lamiaceae. The transcript has 9 exons. Gene Ontology annotation, molecular function: P-type proton-exporting transporter activity; ATP hydrolysis activity; ATP binding. The record is from RefSeq and is a predicted model, not a curated record. Gene Ontology annotation, cellular component: membrane.